CCAUCCCAACUGCAGGGCACAUCACCAUGAAGACCCUCACUCUCUUCACAACUCUCUCUGCAGCAACUGCAUACCAGUUCAAUCCUCUUCACCACCUCGCCGGCAUUGCUCCCUACUUCACUCCCCAUGAUCCCCCCAUCAACCCAAGUCCCCCGGCCGGCUGCAACGUCACCCGGGCAGCCUACCUAGUCCGCCAUGCUGCUAUUUACGCCAACGACUUUGACUAUGAGACGUACAUCGAGCCUUUCGUUGACAAGCUGCGUAACACGACGCAGAAUUGGGCUGGCACCGGGUCGCUUUCCUUUCUGACCAACUGGACCGCGCCUAUUACCGAUGACCACCUCGAAAAGCUCACCCGAGUCGGCCUGCAAGAAGCAACAACCCUAGGGGCCCAAUUCCGCCAGCGAUACCCAGACCUACACACUGACAAAGUCUGGGCCUCGACCGCUGAACGAACCACCAAAUCUGCACAGGGCUUUAUCACUGGCUACACACACAACCAAACCCACCUGGACCUCGUCAGCGUGGCAGAGAGCGAUACCACUGGUGCCGACUCUCUCACCCCAUACAAAUCCUGCCCAGCAUACAGUUCCAGCUAUGGCAGCUCCUACGAAGAGACCUUCAUAAACCACUACACCGCUGCCAUAACGGCCCGCCUCAACCUCCUCGCCCCAACCUUCAACUUCACCUCCGACGACAUCACCGCCAUGUUCGAGCUCUGCGGCUACGAGACCGUCAUCCGAGGCAGCUCGCCUUUCUGCUCGUCCACCCUGUUCAGCAGCUCCGAAUGGCUGUCCUUCGAAUACGCCAACGACAUCAUGUACUUUCACAACACGGGCUACGGCCGCCCCUUGUCCCCAGUAUUAGGCUUCCCCUGGGUCAACGCCAGUUACUCUCUGUUGUCCGCCAACACCACCGACCAAGACAUCUACGUCUCGUUCACGCACCGCGAAGUCCCUCCUACGGUUGCCACAGCCCUCGGACUAUUCAAUAACAGCGCGUACUCGGGCGCGGAUAACAUCAAUGAAACUAUGCCAACAGAUGAAGUGAACUAUAACCGGGCGUGGAAGAGCAGUAACAUCUUGCCGUUUUUGGGGAAUAUUGGAAUCGAGAGGAUGGAAUGUGAUGGUCGGAGUGGAUAUACGGAGGGUGUGUAUUACCGGGUGCUGGUUAAUGAGGCUGUGAAGCCGGUGCCUGGGUGCAGAGAUGGGCCGGGGGAGAGCUGCAGUGGAGAUCAGUUUGGGCAGUUUGUUCAAGAGAGGGAACAGAGGUAUGGGGACUUUGGGGCCAUGUGUGGGAAUUCGUCUGCUGUGGGGGAGUUGAGUAUUUAUGAUUGAAGAUGGUGGAAAAUGAUACAAUGUAUAUAAUAUCUUCCUACAUGAUAUCUGUACGAUGAUGAACUUCAU
Aspergillus ibericus CBS 121593 is the source of this 1406-nucleotide messenger RNA. Its product is annotated as putative histidine acid phosphatase. The record is from RefSeq and is a predicted model, not a curated record. Gene Ontology annotation, molecular function: acid phosphatase activity. Gene Ontology annotation, cellular component: fungal-type cell wall. The coding region runs from base 27 to 1337 and encodes 436 amino acids. Lineage: Eukaryota; Fungi; Ascomycota; Eurotiomycetes; Eurotiales; Aspergillaceae. The transcript has 2 exons.